This is a messenger RNA of Mobula hypostoma (lesser devil ray), 1317 nucleotides long. RefSeq lists its product as uncharacterized. The record is from RefSeq and is a predicted model, not a curated record. Gene Ontology annotation, biological process: regulation of apoptotic process. Lineage: Eukaryota; Metazoa; Chordata; Chondrichthyes; Myliobatiformes; Myliobatidae. The transcript is spliced from 6 exons. Bases 60 to 674 code for a protein of 204 amino acids.
UUCGAACUAUCUUCCCGCCCUUCCCUCUUGCUUUUGCACUUGGGAUCAGGACCGCGGAGAUGCCCCGAACAGUGCGCCAGUGCAUUGUCGAGGCGCUGGAGAACCUGGGCAAGUCGCAGCUGCGGCGCUUUAAGGAGGACUUGUCCGAGGCGCAAUACAGGCCCGGCUUCAGUGCCAUCCCCCGGGGCCGGCUGGAGGACGCCGAUGCCCAGGACCUUGGGCGCCUCUUGGUCAGCACCUACCGGGAUGAUUACGCGGCCGAGUUGACGCUGGAGGUGCUGGAGGGGCUGCCGGAGCGGGAGGUGGCCGACUCGCUGCGUCGCAAUCUGCCGGCCGGCGGACAGGCCCCGAAAACUGGAUCCAGCGGGAGUGCCGGGGGACGGGCCGCGGCAACCGGACCCUGCGGGAGUGGUGGUGCCCACCCGGUGGAUCGCUACUUCGCGCAGAUUGUGCAGCAGUUUCACUCCACGGACAUGGUGUUGGACGAGCUGCUGGGCAAAGGCGUUCUCACCGCUGAACACUACGACCGGCUCCGCGUCAAGGCCCCGCGGCAGGAGAAGAACCGGGAGCUACUGCUCUUCAUCCGGGGGCAGGGGCUCGAAGCUAAGGAGCAGCUCUGGAGCGCCAUGAGUGAGGCCGACCCGUACUUCGUCGGAAACGUGACCCGGCAGUGAGAACGUCCCGGGUUCCAGCAAGAGCGGAUUCGGGGCUUAAAUCCCACCCGACGUCCGCGGGAGAUUCCCGUUCUACUACGUGAUGCCUCUCGACAAUAAAAUAAGGAAUUUAUAGUCAGACGUCUGAGUUAUUGAAUGCAGUAACGGCUGUAAUCGAUUCGCACAACCCGACACACACUUCCUAGCCAAAGAUCAUAAAACUUGGGAGCAGGACUGGCCGUUCGGCCCAUCUAGUCUGUCCCACCAUUUCAUCGUGGUUGAUUUACUAUCUCUCUCAAGCAUAUUCUCCUAACUUCUCCCUGUAACCUUUGACGUGCUGACUAAUCAAGAAUUUAUCGAUCUUUGCUUUAAAUAUACCCAAUAAUUUGGCCGCCUGUGUCUGUGGCAAUGAAUUCAACCGAUUCACCACCUCUGGCUGAAGAAAUUGCUCCUCAUCGCCGUUCUAAAUGGACGUCCCUCUAUUCGGAGGCUGUGUCCUCUCCCACUCUAUCUAGGCCUUUCAAUAUUCGAGCGACAGGCAACAGGAAGCGGACCCCGCGGCAGUACUGCACACCCCGUGGACCUCUACCACUACGAGAUUGUGCAGCGUUUCCACUCGGCGGACAGCGUGCUAGACCGGCUGCUCAGCAGCGGAACGCUCACG